Mesoplodon densirostris (Blainville's beaked whale) is the source of this 1800-nucleotide messenger RNA. It is a transcript of the gene ULK3, whose product is annotated as unc-51 like kinase 3. The transcript has 15 exons. The record is from RefSeq and is a predicted model, not a curated record. Bases 68 to 1561 code for a protein of 497 amino acids. Gene Ontology annotation, molecular function: ATP binding; protein serine/threonine kinase activity. Lineage: Eukaryota; Metazoa; Chordata; Mammalia; Artiodactyla; Ziphiidae. Gene Ontology annotation, biological process: autophagosome organization; autophagy; protein autophosphorylation. Gene Ontology annotation, cellular component: cytoplasm; autophagosome.
GGGCUCCUGGCCGGAACCUGGCUCCGGGAACCAGGAAGCGCCCGGCAGCGGGCGCGAGGCGGUCGGGAUGGCGGGCCCUGGCUGGGGCCCCCCGCAGCUGGACGGCUUCAUUCUCACCGAGCGCCUGGGCAGUGGCAGGUACGCCACGGUGUACAAGGCCUACGCCAAGAAGGAUACUCGUGAGGUGGUAGCCAUAAAGUGCGUGGCCAAGAAGAGUCUGAACAAGGCAUCUGUGGAAAACCUCCUGACAGAGAUUGAGAUCCUCAAGCGCAUUCGACACCGCCACAUCGUACAGCUGAAAGACUUCCAGUGGGACAGUGACAACAUCUACCUCAUCAUGGAGUUCUGUGCAGGAGGUGACCUGUCUCGCUUCAUCCAUACCCGCAGGAUUCUGCCUGAGAAGGUGGCUCGGGUCUUCAUGCAGCAGUUGGCUAGUGCCCUGCAGUUCCUGCAUGAACGGAACAUCUCUCACCUGGACCUGAAGCCACAGAACAUUCUGCUGAGCUCCUUGGAGAAGCCUCACCUUAAACUGGCAGACUUUGGCUUUGCACAGCACAUGUCCCCAUGGGAUGAGAAGCAUGUGCUCCGUGGCUCUCCCCUGUACAUGGCUCCCGAGAUGGUGUGUCAGCGGCAGUACGACGCCCGUGUGGACCUCUGGUCCGUGGGGGUCAUCCUGUAUGAAGCCCUCUUCGGGCAGCCCCCCUUUGCCUCCAGGUCGUUCUCGGAGCUGGAAGAGAAGAUCCGGAGCAACCGGGUUAUUGAGCUCCCCCUGCGUCCCGCCCUCUCCCAGGACUGCCGGGACCUGCUGCAGCGGCUCCUGGAGCGGGACCCCAGCCGCCGCAUCUCCUUCCAGGACUUCUUUGCCCACCCUUGGGUGGACCUGGAGCACAUGCCCAGUGGGGAGAGCCUGGCACGAGCAACCGCCCUGGUGGUGCAGGCUGUGAAGAAGGACCAGGAGGGGGACGCUGCGGCCGCCUUAUCUCUCUACUGCAAGGCUCUGGACUUCUUCGUGCCUGCCCUGCACUAUGAAGUGGACACCCAGCAGAAGGAGGCAAUUAAGGCAAAGGUGGGACAGUACAUGUCCCGGGCUGAGGAGCUCAAGGCCAUCGUCUCCUCCUCCAAUCGGGCCCUGUUGAGGCAGGGGACCCCUGCCCGAGACCUGCUCAGAGAGAUGGCCCGGGACAAGCCGUGCCUCCUAGCUGCCCUGGAAGUGGCUUCAGCUGCCAUGGCUAAGGAGGAUGAGGCUGGUGGGGAGCAGGAUGCUCUGGCCCUGUACCAGCACAGCCUGGAGGAGCUGCUUCUACUGCUGGCAGGUGAGGCCCCAUCACCAUACUCCCCUAAGCCCCUGGCUGCCCUGCCCUCACCACGUGCCCUCCCUCUCUCUGCAGCGGAGCCCCCAGGCCGGAGGCGGGAGCUACUUCACACUGAGGUUCAGAAUCUCAUGGCUCGAGCUGAAUACCUGAAGGAGCAGGUCAAGAUGAGGGAGUCUCAUUGGGAAGCUGAGACCCUGGACAAAGAGGGGCUGUCGGAGUCUGUUCGUAGCUCUUGUACUCUGCAGUGACCCUGCAGGAUGAUUGGACAGGUCACUGGGAAUUGGGGACACGCUCACCCCAGCUGACCCUCAGAAUUCUGUGGCCCUCUGCCACCCUGCGGAGCAGGCUUCCUGGAUGGGCAACCCUGGAACGCCCCACAUCCCAGCAUCCCCAGCACCACUUGAAUGACUCUUAACCCCCUACCCACUGUGUGUACUGGGAGCACUGGGGUGGGGAGGACUCUGGGAGAAGAGUGUUUCUUUCACGU